Molecule: messenger RNA, 2085 nt
Organism: Eremothecium sinecaudum
Lineage: Eukaryota; Fungi; Ascomycota; Saccharomycetes; Saccharomycetales; Saccharomycetaceae
Gene: FUS2
Product: Fus2p
Exons: 1
Coding region: 1-2085 (694 amino acids)
Molecular function (GO): guanyl-nucleotide exchange factor activity
Source: RefSeq, a predicted model, not a curated record
AUGUUGAAAAGUUCGAGAUUUGUUAGCCAGCUAGGUUAUCCAACCUCUGGCGAAAUGACGCCAAUUAGAGAUUAUGAAAGGGAAAAAGCGCUCGCAGCGAAGAUGAAAACACUGAACAAAUUAAGAAAUAAUCCUUAUGCAAUACCACUAUGGGAAAGUUCAGGUGAAAAUAAAAGAGCUAUAGAUACGAUCAAUGAUCGUUCUCGUUCAAAUGACUGCAAUGGAAAGCCUCGAGUUAAACACCGCCCGAAGACGUUAAAUCUCGAGGACUUAAGCGAUAGAGAAACCAAGCGGAUGGAUUCACCAUUAAAUUUGGGAUCAUACAAUGACUAUUUAGUCAUGCGCUCCCCCAAAAUUGACUCGAGACUUUUGAACUUUCUCGACACAAUAAGAAAGCUUGUUGAGACUGAAGAAGAAUACUACCAAACUCUUGAGUUGGCUAACUCAGCUUAUCGCAACGAGUUGAAUGCUAACAGAAAGGUUAGAAAUCAGAUUCUUGAAGAGAGCAGGAAUGAUGAGCUUCUACUAUUUGGUGAUAUAGAAACUAUUUCAUCAAUUAGUCGACUUUUAGUGGGCCAAAUAAAGAAUAAAAUAGCUGGUAGCGCAGAAUCAAAGCUAACGGACGAUAUAUGGCACCAUUUAAGGGUACAUCCAAAGGAGACAAAGGCAAUACUUGAUGAUCUAAAUAUUCCAGAUAUCCUUCGUUCUCAUCUUGAAAGGGUGAAGUUCCUUUAUCUCAAUUAUUCAGUGAAUCAUGAGAAACAGCUUCAAUUAUUACAAGAUAGGAAAAGGCGCCAUGGUUCAACCUUUUACAGAUGGUAUGGUAAAGGUUUACAGAGAGCAGGCUCUAUAAGAUUGGAGGUGUUACUAGCCUUGCCUAUUGAGAGGUUGGAUUUAUGGAUGAUGUUUGCUGAAGAAUUAAUGUUAUAUAGCGAAGGAACAAUAUCUGAAGUUGCUGCAGAGAAGCUAUCCAGCUUUUACAAUGAUUAUUCAUUAUACUUGAAACGUGUCAAAAGAAGUCAAGAGGAAUUUAAAGCCAAAAAAGAUAUGAAUCAAUCUCCAUCUGAAAUAAUUGAAUUUUACAACACAUGUUUUAACGACACUACAUGCUCUUUAAGCAGGUCGUUGACUAAUGCAACGAAGGCAAUUACAUUAAGCAGUAGCAUUUAUUCCGAAGAAUAUGAAAGAAAAGAAAAAGAGGAAGACAUGAUAGGUGAAAAAGCUAAGCGAGAUAUGGGAGAUGCAUUCUAUGAUAAACACGACUCUGAGGAUCUGCGUCGCCAGGAUGACGAAGAUGAACAGUUUGAUAUAGAUUACCAGAGUUUUUCAAGGAAUGAUGCAUCAGAGGACCAUGAUAGCCUAAAGAAAUAUGUAAGGAAGUUUAACAUACUUCGAAAAGGUUUCAGUUCCCUCUACUCACAUGUGGAUAAACUAAAUCUAAUGGAAGUCUUAGAUAAAAGGCUAGAAAACACGAAAACUUGGCAAAGACUAAUGGAGUUUGAUUCAACAGUGGAGGCUAAGGAUGAUAUUUACAUCUCUUCCAUAUACUCUGCAUUUAUUGACAAAAUUAACCAUCAGAAGGAGAAGGUGAUGGUACUUAGAAUCUCGCAAAUCAAAAAGGGCUUCUUAGAACCUUUAGGAAGGUUUAUAGCAAGAUCGAAUUCCAUAUCAACGAAGAUUGAAGAUCUCAGGACAUUAGGAAGAGAAUAUAGAGCUUAUCAGAGGCAAAAAGAGCACGAUAUAAAAAAGGAAGUUUUGGCGAAGUCCUAUGAGGCUGCUAAACUUGAACUACUCAAUGAGUUACCAACAUUUUUUAAUAUAUCGCAAAAGUUAAUUACUUACAUCCUACUGAAGUACCAAUCCAUAAUGCUGGAGUAUAUGAAGAUUUUAUGUGGCGGUAAUAAUAUCUUGGAAAAAGAGUUGCAACUGGCAGAAGAAAAUGAUCGUGAAUUUGGCGAUAAUUUUGAUAUAUUACAAAUAUUUUCAUCAUCGAGAUUUUACACUAAACAAGCGGUGAGGGAGAACUGGCAAUUCCCAGGUAAACCUAGUGCUAGUAGGGUGUUACGUAAAUUAUUUGAGCUAUAA